This is a messenger RNA of Exophiala aquamarina CBS 119918, 2727 nucleotides long. Its product is annotated as aspartyl-tRNA synthetase. Bases 1 to 2727 code for a protein of 908 amino acids. Gene Ontology annotation, biological process: aspartyl-tRNA aminoacylation. The record is from RefSeq and is a predicted model, not a curated record. The transcript has 2 exons. Gene Ontology annotation, cellular component: cytosol; cytoplasm; aminoacyl-tRNA synthetase multienzyme complex. NCBI's taxonomy places the organism in Eukaryota, Fungi, Ascomycota, Eurotiomycetes, Chaetothyriales, Herpotrichiellaceae. Gene Ontology annotation, molecular function: ATP binding; aspartate-tRNA ligase activity; RNA binding.
AUGUCAAAGGUCAAGUCAGCAGUUUCGAACAUAGGCGUGCAAAUUUCACACCGCAAAGAUGACAUUAACUCUAAAUUGGGCCUUCACGACCAUGAAGAAUCACGAGGAGGCUCUGAGCAGGAUGUUGUACACGUAAUCCACGAUGAAAUUGACGACUGGUCCAGCACCGAGGAUGAGGAGCAGUAUGGCCAUCAAUCUUACCCGGCAAAAGAUCUAGAAGAAUUCCUGCAGAACGACGAUCCUCCGGAGGUGCGUCGUAAUUACGGUAGAUUGCCGCUCAUGCAAUCUCAGGAUAAUGCCUUUGACCCCAAGCAGAAGAUCGGAUGGACCCGUCUGGUGGAAAUUGGGCCCAAAAUGAUCGGGAAGGAAAUCUCAUUUCGUGCUCGAAUACACGUGGUGCGACAUAUGAGCGCAGCAAUGGCCUUCAUCCUUUUCCGAGAGAAUAUCACCACUGUUCAGGGAGUGCUCAGCGCACGAGAGGACGGGGUUUCAGAGAGCAUGGUAAGGUGGGCCCAGCACAUCAGGCCCGGUUCGAUUGUCCUUGUGCAAGCAACAGCAAAACAACCCGACAAACAGAUACACGGAGCGAGCACCCAUGAUGUGGAGCUUCUGAUUCAGCAACUUCAUGUGGUUUCUGCGAGAAAGGCACCGGUCCCAUUCUCUGUUUAUGAGGCAGAGGGAGCAACCGACGGCCGUGCAAUUGCAGACCGGGUUCGUCUGAGGAAUAGAAUACUUGAUCUAAGAACACCGACAUCGCAAGCCAUCUUCAGAAUUCAAUCCGAGGUCUGUCGGACUUUUCGUUCGUUCCUGGACCAGCAUGAAUUCCUCGAGAUUCACACACCAAAAUUGCAAGGUGGCGCAACCGAAGGCGGCGCGGAUGUCUUCAAGCUUGAUUACUUUGGCCGCCCUGCGUUCCUUGCCCAGAGCCCUCAGCUGGCUAAACAAAUGUGUAUCUCUGCUGAUAUGGAGAGGGUCUACGAAAUCGGACCUGUUUUCAGAGCCGAAAACUCAAACACUCCGAGACAUAUGACCGAGUACGUAGGGUUAGAUGUGGAAUUGGCCAUCAGUCACCACUAUCACGAAGCCAUGUGGCUGAUAGAUGCCACUUUAAAAGAGAUUUUCAGAACUGUCCAUGAUCGACAUCAAAAUGACAUUGCUACCUUGAAGCACCACUUCCCUCACGAGAAGCUGAUAUGGUUGCCUCAGACACCAAGAAUUACUUUCGCUCAGGGCGUUCAACUUCUGAAUGACUCGGGCUGGGAGAAUGACAGCGGCAAGCCGCAAUCAGAAGAUGAAGACCUGCCAACCCAAGCUGAGAGACGCCUAGGGGAACUGAUCAAAGAGAAGUUCAAGACGGAUUACUAUAUCCUAGACAAGUUUCCAACCGCCUCUCGGCCGUUCUAUACAAUGCUAGAUCCUGACAAUGACAAGGUCACGAAUUCGUUCGAUUUUAUGGUAAGAGGCCAAGAGAUAUUAUCAGGUGGCCAGCGUGUUCACGAAUAUGAAGUAUUGGUGGAACGGAUGAAAACAUCUGAAAUGGACACAGAUUCACUGAAAGAAUACAUGCAAGGGUUUGAAUGGAUUGCACCUCCUCAUGCGGGAGCUGGAAUCGGACUUGAAAGACUUAUAUCCUUGAUACUGGAUCUUGGUAACGUGCGGUAUGCGACGUUGUUUCCGCGAGAUCCCAAGAGCUUCCCGCAAGCCAAAUUGAGUUCAGACUUACCUCACCCAGAGGACAGUACUUUGCAAAGACCUAAAGGCCAUCUACCCAACUUAGAAAACCUCGUUGCAAACUAUGGCGAUGCAACCAACACGUCUUGGAUGGACGAACGGUUCAAGAUCUGGAGAGACGAGAAGACCGGUGCUGCAAUAUCUUAUGUACCGACCCAUGAUCGAGCCAUCUGUGCGGGAAAUCCACUUUGUGACCAAAAACAAUUAGAGGAUGUUAUAACAGCGUUUUUGAAGUGGCUCCGGCGCGAAACCAAACUCAGACCCCUGUUUAUUUUAGUAGGUAAAGAUGUGGAAGACAUACUGGCGGAUCGUCUAGGAUGGAAGAGCUUUACGAAUGUAUCCGAACAACGUGUCAAUUUGGCGAGCAAUGGGCAUCUGGAUGUCAGUAGCGAUGUCGAUCGAAAAAUCCGACACGCGAGGAAGGAAAGUGUCCAAGUGAAUAGAUAUGGAGACAAUGUACCAGAAGACGUUCGGAAACGAUGCGAAGAACGAAUCGAGGGAUGGAAAGAGAGUAAAACCGGAUCGCAGGUUCAUUUGAGCGACAUCACCCCUUUUGCCGACGCUCGGCACCGCCAGUAUUUUGUGGCAGAGGAUCCGCAAGGUAAGAUACAUUCGCUGGUUGUCCUCGCUCUAUUGGCGUCGAGGUGGGGUGUUCAAGUGAAAUGGGCUCUGGAUUUUCCUGGAGCAACCAACGGGGCCAUUGAAUUAGCAGUCUUUACGGCUCUCAAGAGCGCUGCUGAUGCUGGAACUAAGACAUGCACUUUCGGAGCAGGCGCCGCCAGCAGACUGACGACUGGCCGUAAAGUGGGCAGAGUGAAGUCGGCAGCAUUGAAUUCGCUCUAUCAAACCUUAGCGGCCAAAUUUAAUUUGGAUCAGAAGACAGGCUUUAGAUCCAAGUUCAACACUCUGGAUGAUCCGCUCUUCCUGUGUUAUCCUCCUCGAGGGCUGGGUCCGAAAGGAGCACAAGCGAUCGUGGACUUCUUUCAGACAGAGUGA